Molecule: messenger RNA, 1739 nt
Organism: Ostrea edulis (European flat oyster)
Lineage: Eukaryota; Metazoa; Mollusca; Bivalvia; Ostreida; Ostreidae
Product: sperm flagellar protein 1-like
Exons: 8
Coding region: 149-1003 (284 amino acids)
Biological process (GO): regulation of cytoskeleton organization
Cellular component (GO): axoneme
Molecular function (GO): microtubule binding
Source: RefSeq, a predicted model, not a curated record
UAGGGUGUUGUAGCUGGAAAUAGGCAAAACGAACCAUUGAAAACCCAUAGAGAAUAUAUAGAGAUUGUACAAAGUUGAUUUUGUUAAAUAGUUAUACUAAAAUUAAUGCAAUAUUAGACUGAUAUACACAUUAUAGAAGUAUUCAUGAAUGAUAUACUGGAAAGCACUGCUUUUCCGGUGUGAAGGAAUUGUGGGUGGAAUGCCUUUGGCGGAUUAUGAGGACGCGGAGUUGGAGGAAUUGUACAACUGGGUGGACAGUAUUCCGCUGAGUAGACCGAAGAAAAAUAUCGGCAGAGACUUCUCCGAUGGAGUGUUGGUAGCUGAGAUUGUCCAGCAUUUCAGACCAAAGUUGAUUCAAAUGCACAACUACACUGCGGCAAGUGCGGUCAGUAUUAAGAAGGACAAUUGGACAGUCCUUAACAGAAAAGUGCUGAGCAAGUUGAAUUUCACACUGGGUGAAGAUGUCAUCCGCGAUGUUGUCAUGGCCAAACCUGGAGUUAUCGAGAAAGUGUUGAUAAUGCUCAGGCUGAAACUUGAACGAGCAGAGUGGGAGCUGACAAAACAACAACUCCCUCCUAAAUACAAAGCUAAAGGAGGACGACGUACAGAGAGCGAUAAGCCUGAGGCUGAUCAGUACAUGGCAACAACCGGUCGAGGAGUAGGAAAGAAAUCUCAGAGCCCUACACGAGGAGGGAUUCAGAGAAUGUCGCAUUAUGACCGUGGACUGUAUGACACCCACCAGUUCACUCAAUGGCCUGAUUAUUACCCUGAUCAGCAACAGCACAAACAGCAGGGACCCAGCAAGUAUGACUCCAAUUACAUUCCCCGCCUUCUGUUUGAGGAAAAAAUGCAGGAAAGUUUGUCCAAGGAUGAAACAAUAAAGAUUUUACAAGCCAAGAUCAGUCGAAUGGAACAUCUGAUUCACCUGAAGGAUGUGCGAAUUGAUGACCUACAGAACCGAGUGGAAACCAUGCGUCCUACAGGCAGUUUAGUAAGGCGAUGAAGCCUUAGGACUGCGGAAAACCCCAAUGUUAUUUAUAGGCUGACCUGAUUCAAACUCCCAAACUAUAUCAGAUAACAUAGGUGCUCUCUGUAAACUUGAGCUGUUGGAUCAAGAUGUCCAGUGUUUAUAUUGUCUCUGGAUCAAAUUCGUAGAAAAUAGUUCAUUCACAAGGCCUACCUUCAUUGUUGUCAACAUCAUCUUUACUGCCAAUGCUCCGCUGAUUUACCAUCUAUAACUUUCCUGAGGAAAUUUCUGAACAUGUGGAAUUGUAUGAUUUAUACAAAAGCCCUGAGAGACCAUAAACCUUUCUCAAGGUUCCCUAAAUCUAAUUGUAAGAUCAUCAGAACCUUAUCCUUCAGCUAUCUCUCUGCACAAUGACUGAAGAAUUGUAGAUCUCAUCCGCCAACGACUUCCACUGGUCGAUCACCUGUUGCCAGUCAUUAAACCUGUCUUUUGUGGAAGAUUACUAUGAAGUCUAAGCUGUAGUAAAUUUCUAUAUAGACUUAUGAACACACACAGAAGCAUGUCAUGCAAAUGCUCAAACAGGGCUGAAAACUUAGGGACGGUCAUAAUAGAGAGCUGUAAUGUUUUAGACCAAAGAUUUGAUUUGUACUGUAGUGUUGCGUAUUCACUGCUGGUGUCAGGGAAUUUUUUAACCAAUCACAGAGAAUACAUGUACAUCCAUUAUUCACUAUGUAUAUAGCUCCAUGGAAAAUAAAUCACUUUGUACACUAUC